Molecule: messenger RNA, 672 nt
Organism: Kwoniella shivajii
Lineage: Eukaryota; Fungi; Basidiomycota; Tremellomycetes; Tremellales; Cryptococcaceae
Exons: 3
Coding region: 1-672 (223 amino acids)
Biological process (GO): translation; ribosomal small subunit assembly
Cellular component (GO): ribosome; mitochondrial small ribosomal subunit
Molecular function (GO): structural constituent of ribosome; mRNA binding; rRNA binding
Source: RefSeq, a predicted model, not a curated record
AUGUCACUCCGAACACCGAUUAGGUCUCUACGAAGGUAUCUAUCCACUUCCUCACGAUCACUUGCCGAUUUGGAAUCAUCAUCGCAAUCAGGAUCAGGAUCAGGUUUUUCACCUUUACGAGAUAUACUCGUUUCGUCUUCAUCCCAAACACCAUCUUCAUCAUCUCGACCUAAUUUCCCAUCUCCAUCUUCACAAGAUGUACAAGAUCAAGUAGCUGCGAGAGGAUAUGACGUCCAUUCCAUUCCACCAAAAGUGGAUCCCACAUUGGAUUUAUUCACAAAUUGUUUGAUGAAAGAUGGUAAAAAGGACGAAGCGCAGAAAAUGGUAGGAAGGAUCUUGAGCAUGUUACAUCAAUCGACUAAUCUUGCACCUCAACCAUUACUUCGUCAAGCCGUCUUACUCUCAUCGCCAUCAAUCAAGAUACUCUCAAUGAGGAAAUCAGCUAAAACGAUAUAUACACCUAGGGCAUUAACAGAACGUCAAAGAUCAAGACAAGGUGUAGCUUGGAUAUUGAAAGCUUCUGAAAGAGGUAGGAAAGGUGGUAUCUCAAGGGAUCAAAGGAUCGCAAGAGAAAUUUUGGGUAUAUUGGAAGGUCAAAGUGAUGUUUUCAAAUGGUUAGAAGAGAGACAUAAAGUAGCUUAUUUGAAUAGAUCCAACAUGACUGCUCGAUAG